This is a messenger RNA of Salarias fasciatus (jewelled blenny), 2241 nucleotides long. Its product is annotated as NAD-dependent protein deacylase sirtuin-5, mitochondrial-like. Bases 99 to 1013 code for a protein of 304 amino acids. The transcript is spliced from 9 exons. The record is from RefSeq and is a predicted model, not a curated record. Gene Ontology annotation, molecular function: protein-malonyllysine demalonylase activity; histone deacetylase activity, NAD-dependent; NAD+ binding. Lineage: Eukaryota; Metazoa; Chordata; Actinopteri; Blenniiformes; Blenniidae. Gene Ontology annotation, cellular component: nucleus.
UCUGAUUCAUUUACGGCAGUUUCUGAAGUGCAUAUAAACAAGCGUCUCUUCCCGAUUUUCUGCUCCUGAAGUUUCUAAAUACCGCACAGCGAGUGACAAUGCUGCUCCAAAAAAGAGCCGCCAUUGCUCUUGGCCUUCGCAUGUGCUCCACCCAUGUGACCAAAGGACCUUUGAUUGACACAGCGAGGCCGAACGCGGAUAUGGCUGAAUUCCGCAAGGUCUUUUCCAAAGCCAAGCACAUCGCAAUCAUCACAGGAGCCGGCGUCAGCGCAGAGAGUGGAGUCCCAACUUUCAGGGGCGAGCACGAGAAGUGGAGGAAGUGGAUGUCUCAGGACCUUGCCACUCCAGAGGCGUUCUCCCGCACCCCGUCUCGCGUCUGGGAGUUCUACCACUACAGACGGGAGCUGGUGUUGAACAAGAAGCCGAGCGUCGCUCACCUGGCCAUAGCGGAGUGUGAGGCCCGGCUCAAGAAGCAGGGGCGCUCCGUCGUGGUCAUCACUCAGUGCAUCGACGACCUGCACCGACAGGCCGGGUCCAAACAUGUGCUGAAAAUCCACGGCAGCCUGCUGGAGACCCGCUGCAUGACCUGUGGGGAAGUCACCGUGAACAAGCGGAGCCCCAUAUGCUCCGCUUUAAAGGACAAAGGGGCGCCUGGCCCAGAUGUCCCCGACGCAGUGAUCCCUGUGGAUAAACUGCCAAGGUGUGAUGAAAGUGACUGCCACGGCCUGCUGAGGCCCAACGUGGUGUUUUUCGGAGAGACUCUGGACUCGCACAUCCUGACCAAAGUGGAGAAAGAAAUGGAAACCUGUGAUCUCUGCCUGGUGGUGGGCAUGUCUUCCAUUGUUUACCCAGCAGCCAUGUUUGGCCCCCGGAUUGCAUCCAGAGGCGUUCCAGUGGCGGAGUUCAAUACGAACGUCACACCAAAAACAGAAUAUUUCACGUACCACUUCCAGGGCCGCUGUGGAAUCACGCUGCCUCAGGCUCUGGCGCCGCACGAGUCCGAGGUGUUCUAAGAGCCGUCAGACGGACUCUACUGGUCUGUGUCCUCCUCUAAAGUCUAAUGCAGUCCAACAUUAUGGGAUGUCGUAACAGGGUUUCUAAAUCUUCUUCCAAUUGCUUCGCUUCCAAUAGCUGGUGGUUCUGGUAGCUGGACAUUUUUGUAUAUAAUCGUGUGUUCAUGCAGCCGGGAUCUGGGAAAGGUUCGACUUUGGGAAAUGUUUUGAGAAGCAGCCAACAAGAUAAAUUGAUGUAAAUAAACUGAUAAAUGCACACAAUAUGAAAUGGUGUCUGUAAAGUCAAUAUUAUGAAUAGAAUUCACUUUUACACGUUUGAAAAUCACCGUUUUGUUUUUGUAGCUAGCUGAUCAUUUUUCCUGAUUUUCACUUUGGGGAAAAAGUUGGAUUGUAACAAAGUGCAUCAUUCAGAAAUAUCUUCCUGCAGAUGCACAACAUGCUUGAUUCCAAAGUUGACGUCUUUCCUGACUCGCAAGUCUGAACUUUCCCACUUCCCGCGUUCCUCAUGAACGCAGCCUAAUUUAGCGGUUUGCCGUUUUUGAGAUGGAUCUUUGAUACUUGAAUAACAUGAACUGGAAUGGAAACGGAUUAGGAUUUUGUGUAUUGUUUGUCUAAAUUAACCUGUAACUAUGCAGCUCAGUGAGAGAACGGGAUUGCAUUGUGUAUGUCGCAGGUGCAGACUUCCCCACAGCUGUCAGAGUAUCCCUUCAUAGAAGAUGCUGUUAUUUAGCCUGUAAUACUUUGGAGAUGAUCUACAACAUGCGGUGCCAAUGGAGAAUCUUCCUCUUCUCUCUUUUUUGUAACCAAAUCAUCUUGUGUGCAGACUGUAACACAACCGUGUGCCUUUCCAAACUGUUUACAUAACCAUGACCAAAAGCUUGGAUUAAACCUCAAGUGCGAAUCAAACAAUGUUACAGAGAUUUAGUCAAGUAAACAAAGUUUACUGUCGACCAAGGGCAGAGGGAACAUGCUGUAAACUCCCGGAUCAUCCUCUUUUCCCAUGUUUAUUUACUUCCGUGUUGUUACAAGUUGUUUGGUAAUUUUUGGUAUGUUACAAUGUAUGUUUUCAGAAAAAAAAAAUCUUUCGAGAUUACAGCUGUCAAAACAUUCUUCUAAAAAAAAUGCAAAUUAUGAAUGGCUUAUUCGUCAUAAGCAUUACGCACAAUCUCUUCUAAUGUAAACUUCCUGUUCAUUUGUACAAUCUUGAUUAUUAAAAUACUAAGAUAAA